CUUCAUUGUUCUUGUUCAACCUCAUUCGAUACCACAAACAUAGAUCUCGCCAUGGUUCGCUUUGCUGUCAUCUGCGCCUCGAACCAGAACCGCAGCAUGGAGGCGCACAACGUCCUGCUGAAAAACGGUUUCACGGUAUCAUCAUACGGCAUAGGAACCAGGGUCCGUUUGCCAGGACCGACCAUUGACAAACCCAACAUUUACAACUUUGGGACACCCUACAAUGAUGUCUAUCAGGAACUCAAGGGCAAGGACACGCAAUUAUACCAAUCAAAUGGAUUGCUGCUUAUGCUGGACAGGAAUCGUAAGAUUAAGAACUCACCGGAACGGUUCCAGGAGAGCAGAGAGGAGUUUGAUGUCAUCAUCACCUGUGAAGAACGCUGCUUCGACGCCGUAUGUGAAGAUCUCAUUCAGCGAGGCGAAUCGCACAAUAAUCCGGUGCAUGUGAUCAACGUCGAGAUCAAGGAUAAUUACGAGGAGGCCAUGGUCGGUGGACGGAUGAUUCUAAAUCUCGCCAAGGAUAUCGAGCAAAGCAAGGAUUUUGAUCAUGAGGUUCAGCCGAUCCUGGAUAGGUUCCAGCAGCGCUAUCCGAGUACAUCCGUCCUGCAUUCCGUCUCAUUCUUCUGAUGCACUCGUCUUUUUCUACCCUGUACAUUUCUUUUCUUCUAAAAUUAAUAAAGCUCAUCAGAUAUCACAGCGAACAAGAGUUGAUGGGUGUUAUUAGAU
Gamsiella multidivaricata is the source of this 726-nucleotide messenger RNA. RefSeq names its product RNA polymerase II subunit A C-terminal domain phosphatase SSU72. Bases 52 to 627 code for a protein of 191 amino acids. Gene Ontology annotation, biological process: termination of RNA polymerase II transcription. The record is from RefSeq and is a predicted model, not a curated record. Gene Ontology annotation, cellular component: mRNA cleavage and polyadenylation specificity factor complex; nucleus. NCBI's taxonomy places the organism in Eukaryota, Fungi, Mortierellomycota, Mortierellomycetes, Mortierellales, Mortierellaceae. Gene Ontology annotation, molecular function: RNA polymerase II CTD heptapeptide repeat phosphatase activity. The transcript has 4 exons.